Molecule: messenger RNA, 4003 nt
Organism: Micropterus dolomieu (smallmouth bass)
Lineage: Eukaryota; Metazoa; Chordata; Actinopteri; Centrarchiformes; Centrarchidae
Product: integrin beta-3-like
Exons: 15
Coding region: 27-2465 (812 amino acids)
Biological process (GO): integrin-mediated signaling pathway; cell adhesion mediated by integrin; cell migration
Cellular component (GO): integrin complex; cell surface; focal adhesion
Molecular function (GO): integrin binding; fibrinogen binding; fibronectin binding
Source: RefSeq, a predicted model, not a curated record
UUUGUCAAGAAUGAGGAAAGGCGUUCAUGUUGCGUGAACAAGCCCACAGGGACUAUAUACAACUAAUGUCAAGUCGGCUCUGUUACUCCUCAGCCAUGGGAACCUUUUUAGACCGUCCAGUGAUACUGUUUCUCUUUUUGUCAUCGGCAUCAAACGUUUUUGGUUCCAACAUCUGCACAUCACGAGGAGUUACUACUUGUCAACAGUGCUUGGCUGUUCACCCCAGCUGUGCAUGGUGCUCUCAGGAGGAGUUUGGGAAAGGGGGAUCCAGCGCAUCCCACUGCGACCUGAAGGAGAAUCUGCUGAAUGGAGGGUGCAGUAAGGCGAAUUUGGAGUUUCCCACCAGCACCCUGACUAUUCAGGCGGAUGCGCCACUCAGCGACAAGGCCUCGGGGUCUGCUGAUGACAUCACUCAGAUAAAGCCUCAGAAACUCCGUAUGACACUAAGACCAGGUGAUGCUAAGCGUUUCACGGUGUCAGUGAAACGGGUGGCAGAUUACCCAGUGGACCUCUACUAUCUGAUGGAUCUUUCAUAUUCAAUGAAGGACGACUUGGCUCGCCUUCGCACCUUGGGCAAUGAGCUUGCUGAGGCAAUGGGCCGCACCACAAGCAACCUGCGAAUGGGGUUUGGAGCCUUUGUGGACAAGACCACGUCCCCUUACAUGUACAUGUAUCCGCCAGAGGCAGUGAAGAACCCUUGCUAUGGAAUUAGCACUAAUUGCCAGGCUCAAUUCGGAUUCAAGCAUGUGCUGUCACUGACGGACAAAGUGGCUCGCUUCACUGAGGAGGUGAAGAAGCAGCAGGUGUCUAGAAAUAGAGAUGCUCCGGAGGGUGGAUUUGAUGCUGUCAUGCAGGCUGUUGUGUGCAAGGAGAAGAUUGGCUGGCGUCCAGAUGCCUCACACCUUCUGGUGUUCACCACUGACGCCGUAACUCACACCGCUCUAGAUGGACGUUUAGCUGGAAUUGUCCAGCCCAAUGAUGGACAAUGUUACCUUGAUAAUGACAACCUUUACAACAAAUCUACCGUGCUGGACUAUCCCUCCUUGGCGCUUAUGACAGAGAAAAUGUCUGAAAACAACAUAAAUUUAAUUUUUGCUGUGACCAGCUAUGUGGUGUCGCUCUACAAGGAGUACAGUCAGCUCAUUCCAGGAACCGUGGUAGGAACACUGUCAGAUGACUCUGGGAAUGUUAUUCAGCUAAUUGAGGAGGCUUAUGCGAACAUCCGCUCUAAAUUGGAGCUGGAGCUACUGGACGUCCCAGAAGAGUUGAAUCUCCUCUUCAAUGCCACUUGCCUAAAAGGAGAGGUCAUCCCUGGACUCAAGUCCUGCUCUAACCUCAAGAUUGGAGACACAGUGUCAUUUAGCGUGGAGGCUCAGUUACGUGGCUGCCCUAAAGAAAAGAGCCGCACUUUUACCAUUAAACCUCUAGGCUUCAAGGAUUCCCUGGAGGUCACGGUGGAUUUUGCCUGUAGUUGCGACUGUGCGGCAAGGGCUGAAACCAACAGCUCCUUCUGUAGCAACGGCAACGGGACCCAUGAGUGCGGUGUGUGUCAGUGUCACCAGGGUCGUCUGGGCCCGCGAUGUGAGUGCUCAGCGGAGGACUACACUCCGUCUGCUGAUGAAAACUGCAUCUCGAAGCCAGGCAGCCCAAUCUGCAAUGGGAGAGGCAACUGUUUGUGUGGACAGUGCUCCUGCCAUGCAAAUGAGUUUGGUCAGGUGUGGGGCAAAUAUUGCGAAUGUGACAACUUCAACUGCUUGCGCUUCAAAGGGGCACUGUGCUCUGAUCAUGGGAAGUGUAGCUGUGGGUUCUGCCAGUGUGAUGCUGGCUGGAAAGGAGAAAACUGUAACUGCAGCACACGCAUCGACACCUGCAUGUCCAGCAUCGGCCUGCUGUGCAGCGGCCGGGGUAACUGCGAGUGUGGGGUUUGUCAGUGCACACAGCCUGGUGCCUACGGAUCUACCUGUGAGAAAUGCCCCACCUGUCCUGAUUCCUGCACUAUAAAAAAGGAGUGUGUUGAGUGUCGGCACUUCAAGAGAGGACGGUACACUGAAGACAACAGCUGCAGUAGAAUCUGCAAAGAUGAAAUAAAACUAGUGGAUAAACUGGUUUUACAUGACAAAGAUGGGAAUGCAGUGAAUUGCUCUUACAAAGAUGAAAAUGACUGCGUGGAGCACUUCCAGUAUUACGAAGAUGAAAGUGGCAAAUCCAUUCUGCUUGUGGUAAAAGAGCCAGAGUGUCCUCAGGGUCCAGACAUCUUGGUGGUGCUCUUGGCGGUGGUUGGAGCCAUUCUGCUACUGGGCCUUGUUGGCCUUCUCAUCUGGAAGCUGCUGGUCACCAUCCACGAUCGCAGAGAGUUCGCCAAGUUUGAGGAGGAGAGAGCCAAAGCCAAAUGGGAUACGGCUCACAAUCCUUUGUAUAAAGGAGCCACCUCCACCUUCACCAAUGUAGCAUACAGAGUCAACUAACGACUAAAUACAAUGAGAAAACUCAGGGGUCAACGACAGAGAUGCAUUGUAGUAGCAGAGAGAUGGAUGGGAAGAAGAUCCUUUACACUGUCAGGUGACCGGCUACUGUAGCUGAAAAGUAGUUAAUGCUGUCAACAACAUCAUUUUGUAAAAAUAACUAAAACUGUUAAUGCAAGUCACAGAUGAUUGCCUGCUGUUAUGCUUGUUGAUUUUUCACUGUGUCAUGCCUACAGACUGCACUAAAUACUAUACAAUCAGAAAGGAGUUAAUUAACAUAAAGAACUACACUGUCAGUUUACCGUACGAGGAAUUGCUGCUUUGUGGUAUUUUUAGGAGGCUUUCCUAUUUGUUGUUCAAGAUUCUUUAGUAUUGCUUUUUAGUUUUGCUCAUGUUUUAAAGUAGAAAUAGGAAUCACUAUCAUCUAAAAAAAAUACAUUAAUGAAUGGACAUUUUGUGGUCCUCUUCAGUGUUGUUUACCAUGUUUGAUGUAUUAUUUACACCUAAGCCUUGUGUUUUGAAAAUGUUAUUUGCUCUUUCAGAGCGCAGCCUUUUUUAAAGUUCCCUUUUUCCUAAAUAGAAAUGGGCAAUUCCAAACAAAUCACAGCAAAGUUUAUCGAUAAACAUAAAAUGUGUACUAUAUUUAUAAAUUAUUAAAACAUGCUAAAAGGGGUGUUAAGUACCUGAACGAUAACUUUUUUCUAUUACAAAUUUAAUUGUAGUAAUGAGAUGAGAAUGCAGCACUCUGCUGAGUUACAGUAAAAAGGAGUAAAACUUUUUAACUACAGCAUCUAGGCUGACUUGGUUUACAGUGAUUUUUGUGGACUAUAUUGUUUUUGAAAUGCAUUUCAGCAAUGUUACUUUUACUUUGACAUGUUCCUUUAUCUCUGCAUCAUCACCUGUUUUUGUUUUCUUUGUUUUUUUAUUGUUCAUUUUGUUUGUAAAUUUGUUUGAAACAAUUAUGGCCUGCCCUGCCGUUGCUGAAAUGUAAAUUGUUUGAUUUAUUUCAAUAUUCUCUUAAGCCAUACUGUGUUACACUGAAAUGGAAUUAUUUUUAUUUGUGUAUAUGGGCAGAUUUGAUUGCACAUCAAAUUAUAUUGGCCAUAAUGCCCUGCAAUUGUUAAUAAGAAACCAACUUGAUCUUUUGUAACUUCUAUAUGGGAGAAAAGACUUUAAGUUCAUUGUAUAGAUAGUAUUUCUGCAACAAGAUGCCUGGGCUUUUGCUCUCUCAGUUUGUUGUACAGAGGGAAUGCUUUAAGAUUCAUUUUACCUGACUUGACCAACUUUUGUGUGAUGCUUUACAUUUGGGUUCUUUAAACAAAUGUCCAAACUGCUUUUACCCUUUAUUAAGAUCAGACUUAAAAAUACCUAAAAGAAAGUUUUUUUUGAGAUUCAUAUUUCUGAAAUCAAACAAUGAGUUGUCUAAAAUCUCUGAAAUAGAAAUACUUAUCUAACUCUUUUCUUUAUUCACUUUGUGUGACAUUACAUUACAUUUUGGAUGAACAUUAUAAUAAAUAUCACAGAUGCCCUGUGUGAUUUUA